Molecule: messenger RNA, 3494 nt
Organism: Mus musculus (house mouse)
Lineage: Eukaryota; Metazoa; Chordata; Mammalia; Rodentia; Muridae
Gene: Rassf1
Product: Ras association (RalGDS/AF-6) domain family member 1
Exons: 5
Coding region: 2110-2778 (222 amino acids)
Biological process (GO): Ras protein signal transduction; signal transduction
Cellular component (GO): nucleus; microtubule cytoskeleton; centrosome
Source: RefSeq, marked validated
AGUCCUAACGGUUGCCGCGCGGCGCUGGCCUCCGCGCAAGCGCGACCUGACACACUCACACGCACGCACGCACGCACGCGCCCGAGGCGGUGGUUAGAGGCUCUCCACGCAGUGGACUAGGGAUCGGGCGGGUAAGGCGAUGGGCGAGGCUGAAACACCUUCCUUCGAAAUGACCUGGAGCAGCACAACCAGCAGUGGCUACUGCAGCCAGGAGGACUCGGACUCGGAGCUCGAGCAGUACUUCACGGCGCGUACCUCGCUGGUCCGCAGGCCGCGUCGGGACCAGGUGGGGAGCCCGGGGGGUGCCGCCGGCGGGUGAGGGGCGGUCGCUGGAACCCCGCCCCUCCCCGGUAAGUUGCGGCCUGGAAAGUUAGGUGAUGGGCAGCCUCCCCGCCUCUCCAUAGCGAGCCACUCGGAGGGUCCUGACAAAAGCGAGGAAGCGUACGUAGGGUUCUCUGUCCCGAGUAGAAGCCCAGUUCCAGCGCGAUGGUACUGAGGACCCAGGCUACCCUGCCCUUGCAGUCACAGACCGGUUGAGCCAGGGGGAAGCAACUCUGAAGCUUGAAGGGUGGACCACAGGCGGGCGUUUUUCACCCAUGACUAAAGCCAGACUCGCAAUCCAAACCGGCGUCUUGAUUUCGCAUUUGGGCGCUCCCACUCCCUCCCUGGGGGAAAUGAGGAAGUGGAGGAGGAGUCCACCGGGAAGUGAGAAGUUAGUUUGGGAGGGGACUCUGGCCGUGCCGUGAUGCGGUCUUGGAUCAGCCAGCAAAGUGCCCAGCCGUUGCUCGACCAACUCUUUGACACCAGCUGCUGGACUCGAUCUUUCUUUCCUCCAUGGUGGAACUGUGCAGAGGGAUUUGGGGAAUUCAGGAAGAGGGCCUUAAAAGACUAUUAAAAAAAAAAAAGUGUGGUACCAGGGCAGCUGAACCUCUUUAAAAAGUCUAGAUGUGCCCAAAUUAUCCGACUUUCUGGGAAUAUCAUAGUUGUGGCCACCAAGCUCGGAUAACUUGUUCUGGAGCGGGAAUCCCUCGGAACAGCACAGAGGCCAGCGAAUCAGGAAAGUGAGGACGGAGACUGAGGUUAGAAAACUUAGUAGCACUGAACUAGAACUCCUUAUUUGAGCCAAGAAAGUGGAAUUGUCUGUGAUGCUGUAGGUGAGAUUUGAUAUAAAUUUCCUACAGGUGGACUGCUACUUGACACCUCCAAAACCUUAGUCCAGACUUUAGACUCAAUGUGGGGUGGGAGUGGGGGCGGGAGGGUGUCUCUGGGAUUGUCUCCAUACCACUCAACCUGAGUCAUCUUCUAUUAUGGAGAGGUGGGGGAAAAUAUAAGAUACUGGCCAGUUGAAAGGCAUACAAAGAGAAGAAUUGUUUAAAAGCAGCUGAAGUUUAUAGCUGACUUAGCUGUAGAGUGCUUAGCAUUAUAUGUGUGAUGGAUGGCCUGACUUCCAACCAUUAAGGAACCAAAAAAUAAGAAAGAAGAAAAGGAAGCUAAGAAGUCCCAAAGAGCAGAGUAAAAGCCUGAGGGCUGGGGCUGGGCUGCAGGUUCAAUCCCCAACCCAGACCCUCCUAGAAUUCUCCUGGGACCAGGCACUGCCUAGCGGUGAUCCCAGCUGUGUUUGUUCCAAUUGCAUUCCAAUUUAGGGCCUUUCUGAAACCAACAGGAAGUAAGACUCACACUGGGAGUUGAGGACUGACUGCUCUUCCAGAGGUCCUGAGUUCAAUUCCCAGGAACCACAUGGUGGCUCACAACCAUCUGUAAUAGGAUCUGAUGCCCUCUUCUGAUGCAUCAGAAAACAGCUACAGUGUAUUCACACAUAUAUAAAAUAAGUAAAUAAAUCUUAAAAAACAAAACCAAACCAGGAAGUAAGACUCAGGCAGUUAGGUCAAGUGAGUCCUGGCUGCCCUGAGCAGCAGGGUGACUCCACCCUCCCGCAGUUCCUGAAGAACCUUGUCUCUGGGCUAAGUCUUCAGACAGCGAGGGGGAAGAACAGCAGCCUCCCUGCUUGCUGCUGGUAGGACAGGCUCUGCUGGGAAAUUGCCUGUACACCUCUGGCAGAUGAGAACCUGGAUUGAAGCUGCCUUCUAUGUAGCUUGAGUCGGGGGGUAAAUGGAUGAGGCUGUAGAGCGGGAGACACCCGAUCUUUCUCAAGCUGAGACUGAGCAGAAAAUCAAGGACUACAAUGGCCAGAUCAACAGCAACCUCUUCAUGAGCCUGAAUAAGGAUGGCUCCUACACAGGCUUCAUCAAGGUUCAGCUGAAACUAGUGCGUCCUGUUUCAGUGCCUUCCAGCAAGAAACCACCUUCCUUACAGGACGCCCGGAGAGGUACGGGGCGGAGCACAGCCGUGAAGCGCCGCACCUCUUUUUACUUGCCUAAGGAUGCUAUUAAGCAUCUGCAUGUUCUAUCACGAACACGGGCACGUGAGGUCAUUGAGGCCCUGCUUCGAAAAUUCAUGGUCGUAGAUGAUCCUCGCAAGUUUGCACUCUUUGAGCGAACUGAACGGCAUGGCCAAGUAUACCUCCGGAAGCUGUCGGAUGACGAGCAGCCCUUGAAGCUGCGGCUUCUUGCAGGGCCCAGUGAAAAAGCCCUGAGCUUUGUCCUGAAGGAAAAUGACUCGGGAGAGGUGAACUGGGAUGCCUUCAGCAUGCCUGAACUGCACAAUUUCCUACGAAUCCUGCAGCGGGAAGAAGAGGAACACCUUCGCCAGAUCCUGCAGAAGUAUUCUCGUUGUCGCCAGAAGAUCCAGGAGGCUCUGCACGCCUGUCCUUUGGGGUGACCUUGGGUCUCCAUGGAUGACAGGAGGAGAACAGGCAGUGCAAAGAGCGUGCCGUGUGAGUGUGACAGGGCCUGUGGGGCCUGAGGAGUGCGUGUGCAUGGAGGUCCUCCUCUGCUGACCGGGAUGAGCCCAGAGAACAGGGAAAGAGCCAGCCGUCUACCUGUGGAUAUAGUGGGGCGGGGCUUUGCAUCCCUCUGCCCGUAUGUACUGGGUCAUACUCUGCGUAGCUGCUCAAGUCACAGGGUCGCAGCUGUGAGAAUCUUAGAGACUCUACAGACAAAACAAGGUUAUAUUUUCACGGGUAAGAGACCUUACCUAUGGAGAAAGAUUGUUUUGAGUCAUGAAUGGGUCUCAGGAUAGCCCUAUCAGAGCCAAGGGUAGCUGCUCAGAAUAAUACAAGCAAUUAAGGUAGAGUCUGGGGUUCCCUCUUACCGUGCCUUCUGACUUCCAAACAAACACCCUGGGGUCAGAGAGGGCUGGCCAGUACAACAACUACAGUGGCUCAGUCAGUGCCUCCUCUAAGGGAAAGGUUGCUGGACCAGACCCUCUUCUUGUUUGCCAAAGCCAGAGUCUCCCUCAGAUAUUUUUGAUGGAAGUGUAUGAAUGUAUGUAAUGUUUUGUGGCCUCAACUGAAUGUGGGGAAGGGAUGGGGGUGUGACAGUCAUCAUCAGGGCCUGAUGCCUGAGAGAAUUGGCUGAAUAAAGAUGUAAGAAUUU